AUGGAGGACCAGAUGGCCAAUCUCCAUAUCUCCGAAGAAGAUGAUGAACUUGUUCUUGAUGAUGAGAUCACUGGCGACUCUAAUGUCACAGUCGAUUUAUGUUUAGUAGGGAGGUUCCUCACCGAUCAAACGAUCAAUUUCCCUUUGAUGCGAAGUCGCCUGGCUAGUGUUUGGAGACCUGGAAAAGGAGUUUUUGUUAAGGACAUCGGGCAAGGGCGGUAUAUUUUCCAAUUUUUCCAUGAGAUCGAUCUGAUAAGAGUCUAUGAUGGCGGCCCAUGGGCGUUUGGAAAUUUUCCCCUCAUUCUCCAUCGUCUCAAAAGAGGAGAAUUUCCGUUGCAAGUUCCGUUGGAUCACCUUUCGUUUUGGGUACAAAUUCAUGAUCUGCCGGCGGGUUUUCUAACAGAAGGUGUGGGGCGUGUUUUGGGUAAUUUCAUUGGAAAGUUCUUGGAAUAUGACAGUACCAACUCUUCGGGGGUUUGGCGUCAGUAUAUGCGAGUGAGGUGCGGAAUAUGUGUUGAUGCUCCUCUUAAGAGGUUCAAGAAACUGAAGCAUAAGGAUGGUACUUCUUUCGUCGUCAAUUUCAAAUAUGAGCGGCUCAAUAUUUUUUGUUUUCUAUGUGGGCGUCUUGGGCACUCGGAGAGCUUUUGUGAAUUGAUAUUUGAUCCAAAGAUGAAGGAGAGUGAUCGGGAAUGGGGAGUUUGGUUGAAGGCAGCUGAUCGGCGUGGCCUGACUCUUGCCGGAGACAAAUGGAUCCGUGGUGAUGAAUCUGUUAUCCCAAAAGAUCCUAUCCCUCCACAAUCGAAUAAGCUGGUGCUGAGAGAUACGACCAAUGAAUACAGUGAUCACGAUACUAUGAUGAUUGAUAAUCCUUCUGCUGAUUCCCUUGAUGAACGUAAAAGACGACGUGGUAUAAACAUCGGGUGUUUUGAAAAUUCCUCUACGCUAGAUACUUUUCCUACUGGCCUUGCCAAGGAUGGGUCUGGCGUCCUCAACUCUUCAACGGCAGGCUCCGGGGUCGGGGCCAGCCGAUCCCAAUGA
Messenger RNA from Salvia miltiorrhiza (redroot sage), 1038 nucleotides. RefSeq lists its product as uncharacterized. NCBI's taxonomy places the organism in Eukaryota, Viridiplantae, Streptophyta, Magnoliopsida, Lamiales, Lamiaceae. The record is from RefSeq and is a predicted model, not a curated record. The coding region runs from base 1 to 1038 and encodes 345 amino acids. The transcript has 2 exons.